GCCGGGGGCAGUGCGCAGGCGCAGGUUGCAGUUUCGUGCAUGAGCCAGCCGGUGGGCUGAGUGUCAGUGAGCCGUGUUCCUGGCUCCUUUCUCUGGAUUGGGAAUCUGAGGAUGAGGUUGGAUUGUGAGUAUCGAGAUGAAUAACGUUUCAGCAUUGGCACGGUGUUUGGAGAUCGAAGCAGCUGUGCCUGUUCAAGCCGCGGCCGGCGUUCUGCGCACUUUCGUGGUUGGAAGGCAUCGACGUUCGGAUAGCUACCAGCCCUAUUUCUUGUUGAAAAGUUCCACAAUUUCAUUUUAAUAACAUUGACGUGUUAGAAGAAAGGGAAUCAUGGCAACACCCCCCGUGCCUGGUGCCGGGAUGCCUGGAGCAUUUUCUGGACCCCAGGGUCAGGCUGGCCGUGAAGUUAACACAGCUUCCCUUUGCCGAAUUGGCCAAGAGACGGUGCAAGACAUUGUCUCGAGAACCAUGGAGAUCUUCCAGCUUCUCAGGAACAUGCAGUUGCCAAAUGGUGUAUCAUAUCACACUGCCACCCAUCAGGAUAGGCAGGGGAAACUGCAAGAGCACCUUCGACAGCUCUCUGUGCUCUUCAGGAAGUUACGACUAGUCUACGACAAAUGUAAUGAAAAUUGUGCUGGCUUAGAUCCUGUCCCAAUGGAGCAACUUAUUCCAUAUGUGGAGGAUGAUAGUACAAAACAUGAAGAUCGUAGCUUGUUAAAUCAACUCCGCUUAGCAAAUGAGGAGAGGCGGGAAAUUGUAGAGGUAAAUAAGAGCCUCAAACUGAAAAAUCAACAACUGAAGCAAAUAAUGGAUCAACUGCGGAACCUGAUAUGGGACAUUAAUGCAAUGUUAGCAAUGAGAAAUUAAGUCAAAAUAUUCUUUUAGUUUGUUUUUGACUGAAUGUAUGCCAGUCAUGGCGAUAAUCAGAGCCAGCACUUUCUAGCCAAGUUUGAUGGCUGGUGUGCAGUUUUAAGUCCUUGUGCAAAAGAGUGUGCGCACAGAAGAACUUAUCCAGAGCUGAAGGUCACUUUGUGAUACAAUAUAUUAAUUUUAGAAACUAUAUUAAUCUAUUUGUGUAGCAAAUACUAGGUUUAUCCAUGUUGACACAGUGUAGGGUAGAAACCUUAAACCUACAGGGAAUUCAGUAUAAUGCUAAAAUGGGGAAUUGUGAGUAAAUGUGGUUAGCCCUGACCCAUAUUCCAGUCUAACAAAGCUGACUGCUGCAGCCAUGGGAUUAGUGUGUUUUUACUUUUUGGGUCUGAAACAGGUUUGUGUUGGCUUUAACUUUUCAGAAUUCUCAUUACAUUUGUAGCUGAGCCUUUUGUUUGUUAGUGUCCUGAGAAGAUUUUAAGAUCUACAAUGUCCACUGCUGCUGUCUUUUGAAAUUGGACGUGCUCUACAACUUUUCAAACUUAAAAUGAAUUUAGAGAAAUACAAGUCUAAUCCAAGUAUAGAUUUUCAAUGCAUUACCCUUUAGUUCUGUAAAACACUGUUCUAAACCUUUGCAUAGAAAUCAGUUCAUCAAACCAUAUUGUUCCAACUCAUUUCUUUUAUGUAGAAAUUCUAAUCUUCUGAAAACUAAUUGGAAAAUUAAUGUUAUUGUCACAAAACUGCAAAUCUUUAUUUUGAUAAUUGUAUGUUUACACUUGAUUUCUUCCAGGGUACUGUAAAAAAAAUAUUUUAGGUAUUUAAGUUUCACAAAAGUAGAAGGUGUUUUUCACAAUUAUGAUCAACAAUUUCAUGCAUCUACAGUAGUUGAAUUCUGGAAAUUACUGUACAGAGUAUAAGGCACUAAGUCCAAUGUACAGAUUCAGAUGCCAUUGUGAACCACAAGAAUAAAUAGUUUUAUUAGCUGAACACGCAACGUACAUUUUCGCUUUAAAAUCGGUUGUAUUUUGAAAUAGAGAUAAUUGUGAUUUUGUCUAGGAUUUUAGUUUUUAGGGAGGAAACAAUAUUGUCUGCCAAUGCUGACUCUGAUGCAGGAAGAUGAUCUGCUGAGAGAAGUAAUCACUAGGACCAAGACCUCAUGUUUAUUGAUAUACAGUUGCCAUUUUAUUAAUGAGUAGUUCAAUGUCCAGUAUGUCAAUUUGUUUUAAAUAUUAAACAUUUGAAUUCUGAAAGCUUUUAAAAUUA
Molecule: messenger RNA, 2131 nt
Organism: Stegostoma tigrinum
Lineage: Eukaryota; Metazoa; Chordata; Chondrichthyes; Orectolobiformes; Stegostomatidae
Gene: med30
Product: mediator complex subunit 30
Exons: 5
Coding region: 329-865 (178 amino acids)
Biological process (GO): positive regulation of DNA-templated transcription
Cellular component (GO): mediator complex
Molecular function (GO): transcription coregulator activity
Source: RefSeq, a predicted model, not a curated record